This is a messenger RNA of Oppia nitens, 1254 nucleotides long. Its product is annotated as cholinesterase-like. Gene Ontology annotation, biological process: acetylcholine catabolic process; choline metabolic process. Gene Ontology annotation, cellular component: plasma membrane. Gene Ontology annotation, molecular function: acetylcholinesterase activity. NCBI's taxonomy places the organism in Eukaryota, Metazoa, Arthropoda, Arachnida, Sarcoptiformes, Oppiidae. The transcript is spliced from 7 exons. Bases 1 to 1254 code for a protein of 417 amino acids. The record is from RefSeq and is a predicted model, not a curated record.
AUGUUUAGAGGACAUACUAUAUCAGUGUUUAAUAAUACUGUUAACGAAUUUCUAGCCAUACCUUAUGCUAAGCCACCAGUGGGUGAACUCAGGUUUGACAAACCGAAACCUAUUGAUAAGCCAUUAAAAACAUUAAUUAAUGCAACGAUUCAGGGUUAUGCAUGUAUACAGCCUAAAGAUUUUAGUUUUAAUACCCAUAACGUUAGUGAGGACUGUUUAGUUUUGAACAUAUGGGCACCGGUAGUAUCAAGUGGUGGACAAUUUAGCACUAAUACUAAAAAUCUUAAACCAGUAAUGGUUCUAAUGUUACCAAUUUAUAACGGAUCAAUUUUGGCCACACAUGAUGUGAUUAUAGUAACAGUUAAUUCUAGGGUCGAUGUGUUUGGUUUUCUCUAUACUAACGAUCCAUCGGCACCGGGAAAUGUUGGCAUUUAUGAUCAACAAUUGGCACUGAAAUGGGUUAAACAAAAUAUACAUAACUUUGGUGGUAAUAAUAAUCAGAUAACAAUAUUUGGUGAAAGUUCUGGAAGUUGGUCGGUAUCACUGCACAUACUGUCCCCACUGUCAAAGGGUCUCUUUCAUAGGGCUAUACUUCAAAGUGGAGCCCAUCUGUUUAGUAAAAAGAGACCAAUGGUUAACAAAAACGAUGCGUUAAGAGAUACUCUAAAAUUGGCUAAACAUUUCAAUUGUGGUAAUGAUAGCAAAAAAUGGUUAAAAUGUUUGCGACAAUUGGAUGCAAAUGUUUUAUUUAAUUUUAGAAACUAUUCAACAAAAAAUCUGUUUCAUUGGAAUGCUAUCUAUGAUACUCAUAUUUUUCCACAUACAGCUCAGGUAGCUUUUAGAAAACGACAGCUUAAUAAAGACAUUCAAUUGCUCGCCGGUUAUACAACACUGGAAGGUUCAAGUUUGGCGUAUCCUUUGUAUCCUAUAUUACAUACGGAUAACGUUACUAAAGAUGCAUUCUUCCAGUAUUUCGGUGACGUUGGCAUCACUUGUCCCACAUAUCUGUUCGCCAAAAUGUUUGCCAAAAUAGCACCAAAACAUAGCAAUGUCUAUCUCUAUCAAUGGAGUUAUGGUCAACCUGACGGUGCUUUAGGACAAAUGAUAGGUGUAAGCCAUGGUUAUGACGUUCCCUAUGUGUUUGGUUUACCACUGGUUAGCAAUUAUUUUGUAUUCAAAACUUUCACUGAAGAAGACAAGAAAUUUAGUUUAUAUGUUAUGAAAGUUUGGACUGAUUUUGCAAAAUAUGGGUAA